This is a messenger RNA of Mugil cephalus (flathead mullet), 2481 nucleotides long. Its product is annotated as rho guanine nucleotide exchange factor 19. The coding region runs from base 191 to 1894 and encodes 567 amino acids. The transcript is spliced from 13 exons. Gene Ontology annotation, cellular component: cytoplasm; nucleus. Gene Ontology annotation, molecular function: guanyl-nucleotide exchange factor activity. NCBI's taxonomy places the organism in Eukaryota, Metazoa, Chordata, Actinopteri, Mugiliformes, Mugilidae. The record is from RefSeq and is a predicted model, not a curated record. Gene Ontology annotation, biological process: activation of GTPase activity.
UUGUAGACAAAACCUCACCUCUAUUUUCUCCUGGUCCGGCCUGUGUGAUGGAAACAUAUCACACCUGCUUCCUGUUUUUGUGAUUGCUGCUCAUUUAGGACUCAUUAGGAUUCACGAGGACGCGUCCACGUUCGAGAAGAAGCUUCAGCAGCAGCCUUGUUUGGCGUGAACGGCUUCGGACUAAAACGUUAUGGCUCAGUCUGAUUGCAGAGAAGAAGACGGCGGCUGUUUGAGAAGUAGCGUCGCCGCUGAUCCACAUUCUCGCUUGGGAAGCGCUCAUCUAAUGAAUCAUUUGACGUCACAAAUGCAAACCGUGGAGAUGGAGGUUUGUUCAGGUUUUCCCUCCGAGUACGCUGGAGGCCUUGAUCAGAGCACUGACUCCUUGAACCAGCUUGAUGAAUGCAGUCCCCUCCUAGACAUAUCUUCAGCUCUCCGGUCGGUGGCGCUAAAGAGCACGUGGGAUCUGACAAAGAUCCUCUCACCAGUGCCCAAACUGUUCUCUUCACUCCGGGAAGAAAACUCGAAUUUGUCAGAUGAUGAAGGUCAUAAAGGGGAAGCAGAUUCGGCUGAGGAGGAAAUGCUGAGUGUGUCGUUUAACUUCCAGUCAAAGUACAUUCAUAUUUUCCCACUGUAUCAAGACUACUGUCUGCAGGCUGUGAAAGACGAUCUCCUCAGACUCAAAGAGAGUUUUGUGUCUGAACUGAUAACUCCCCACAAUCUGCACAGCCUACAGUCCCACCUUAACGCCUCUGGCCUUUUUGAGACCACGUCCCCCCCGUUCAGCCUUCCUGAAGCAGACCUACCCUCCCCUCCACCCCAGCCCAUCAGGGUGACUCCCUGUACUCUCUGGCAAGACCUGGAUGAGGUGAAGGAGUCUGGCAUCCUCAGCAGCCUGACGACCAGAGAGAUUCGUCUUCAGGAGACCAUGUUUGAGCUGAUCGGCUCUGAAGCGUCCUACCUAAGGAGCCUCGGCGUGGCUGUCAAUCAUUUCUACGCAUCGAAGGCGCUGAGGCGGACUCUGCCUCAAAUGGAGCAUCACAUUUUGUUUUCCAACAUCCGCCACGUGAUGGCAGCCAGCGAGAGGUUUCUUAUGGAUCUGGAGGUUCGUCUGGGAGAGAGUGUGUUCAUAUCUCAGGUUGGCGACGUCGUGCUGCAGCACUGCCCAGAUUUCCACAGCCUCUAUGUGCCGUAUGUGACUAAUAUGAUGUACCAGGAGGCGCUGGUCAACCAGCAGAUGCAGCAGAACAGAGACUUCCUCUGUUCACUGAAGAAGCUUGAGAGUGACCCCAUGUGUCAAAGGCAGACCCUCAAGUCCUUCCUCGUCCUUCCCUUCCAGAGGAUUACUCGUAUUAAACUCCUACUGGAGAGCAUCCUGAAACUGACUGAGCCAGACUCUGAGUCGGUAUCAAAUCUCAACAAAGCAAUAGAAGCCGUUCACGAGAUAGUGACAGAUUGUAACAAGGGGGUCCAAAAAAUGAAACAAAUUGAGGAGCUGGUUUGCUUGGAAAUGCUGCUGGAUUUUACCAAAGUUAAGUCAGUUCCUGUGGUCGUCAGCGGGCGCUUUCUGGUGCACCAGGGUCCCAUGAAACAGCUGACUGUGCAGUCCACUCACAACUCAAGAAUGUCAUUCAUCAGCGUCUACUUCCACCUCUUCAAUGACCUUUUGAUCAUCUCCUCGAAAAAGGAUCAGCGGUUCAUCGUGCUGGAUCACGCUGAAUUCCCCGCACAUGUGACCGUUGAGCACCUGAAGACUGAAAUCCUGGGUUUACCACCAGACUCCUUUCUGCUACAUCUGUCUGAAAGCCAAACGGGGCACUCGACGGCCAUGAUACUUGUGGCACACACAAGGUCGGAUAAAGACGCAUGGGUGAAGGUGCUGUCGUCUAAACAGUGAAGGUGCGAGGGGGGAAGAGGAGGCUGACCUACCUGUGGUCUCAUGGUGCAUGUUGGGAAUAUUUAGACCGGCCAGACGCGCAGUGAGAGCGGUUUUCCCGACUCCACUUUUGCCAGAGACGAAAAUCUUGUAAUGAACUGUGUCCACAGCCGCAUGUGGCGGCAUCACCGGAGACUCUAAGAGGCCUGGAAAACAAGUUCAACAGGCAGCUUUAAAAUAUGCUGCUUGUUUUAUUCCUAUGGUCGGUUUGCUGAUAGGUGCUGCUGUUGUACUGCAGAACAUCAAUUUUUUUUUCACAAAUAUAAACUAGUGCAUCAGUAAGCUCUACUUUAGCUUCAAAAAGAUGUCUGGACAAAGACCACAAUGUCAUGUUUUAGGUUUUAAUUGUGAAUACAGCAUUGGUUUGUGUUAGAGAUGACAGCAUGUUAGUCAUGAAAGUCCUGAGUUAUUGUUUAAUAUGUUCAUUCUGUAUCAUUCUAUGAAAUCUAUAUACAGUGUUGAAGAAUUAUUGAAAUUGUGUAAUUUUGUAUGUAUUUCCCAAAUAAAACUUUUAAGUUAUUUAAAACAGCAGUUAAAUUCACAUUUUU